AUGCCUCCGCACGAUGGACUGGUCCACCUCAAGGAAUACGACAUCAAAGACAGCAAUGUUGAGUUGAUUGGAACCGACAUUGACCACCAGGUCAAGUACAAGUCCGCAGCCGAGGAGCCCGCAUGGCAAGUCGUCGGAAAGCAGCCAGGUCUGUUGAUCUGGCGCAUCGAGAAUUUCCAGGUCGUCCCUUGGCCAGAAGAGAAAUACGGUCAGUUUUACGACGGCGACAGCUUCAUCGUCCUCCACUCCUUUAAGGUUGGCAGCAAGGAUGGUUCCGAGAAGCUUGCCCAUGAAAUCUACUUCUGGCUCGGCAGCCACACGUCCCAGGACGAGGCUGGCACCGCCGCUUACAAGACUGUUGAGCUGGACGAUUUUCUUCACGGCGCCGCGUCCCAGCACCGAGAAGUACAGUCUGCUCCAUCUGAUGAAUUCUUGGCCCUGUUCUCCAAAAUCUCCAUCCGCUCCGGCGGCGUCCGUUCGGGCUUUAGACACGUCGAAGAGGCGCCCAAAGAAGAGGUCACGACGCUCCUGCGAGUUUUCACCAACCCCGGAUCCAAGACGUCUAACGGAGUCGUUGUUCACGAGGUCGAGCCCACCUACCGCAGCCUCGAUGACGGUGACGUUUUCAUCCUUGACAAGGGUGACAAGAUCUGGGUUUGGCAGGGCAAGAGCUGCAGUCCGAUGGAAAAGGCCAAGGCCGCCCAGGUUGUGCAUGACAUGACUCUGGCAAAGCACAUUGAUGUCGAGGUUGUUGCUCAAACCGAGUCGCGCUCGCGUCGUGUAAUUGACCUUCUUGGCGGUGACACCUCCACGCAGUCCGAUGGCUUCAAGCAGGGUCGCCCAAUUGCCUCUGGGAACAAGGCGUCCGUUGCUUCCGGCCGAUCGAAGAAACUUUUCAGGCUCAGCGACGCUUCUGGACAGCUUUCCUUCAGUCUAGUCAAGGACGGGGAUGUCAGUGCGAAAGACCUGGACAGCAAUGACGUCUUCCUCCUCGACAGUGGGAAGGCCGUCUGGGUGUGGGAGGGCCAAGGUGCCAGCCGCGCGGAGAAAGCCCAGUGGUUGCGAGUUGCUCAGGCGUACAUUCGCCAACUGGCCCAGUCUUCCACGGAUAGCCAUCUUAUUCCGCUGGCAAAAGUCAACCAAGGCAACGAAACAAAGGCUUUUCAGCAAGCCAUCGCUGUGUAG
Molecule: messenger RNA, 1185 nt
Organism: Cordyceps fumosorosea ARSEF 2679
Lineage: Eukaryota; Fungi; Ascomycota; Sordariomycetes; Hypocreales; Cordycipitaceae
Product: Gelsolin
Exons: 1
Coding region: 1-1185 (394 amino acids)
Molecular function (GO): actin filament binding
Source: RefSeq, a predicted model, not a curated record